AACGACCACUAGGCGAUGGUGCUGUUCAAAAACAUACCAGCAUGCAGAUGCAGAUGCAGGGGAGCAAGCAGAGCAGAAGCUCCCGAAGCGGGCGGGCCGGGGCCGGCCGCGGGGUGCCACCGCAUUUACCAGCCACAUGCACGCAUUCAUUGCCGCCCCGAUUUAACACCCCCGACCCCGACCCCGACCCCGACCCCUUGUAAUGCCAUCGCCGGGUACUGCGACCACUACUACCCUACCACACCACGAGCGCAGCCGCAGGGCGCAGCAGUCGCCUCCGCCCUCCGGAGAGGAUCGGAGAGGGAGAGGGGCAUGGAGAUGAGCAGGGGGUGGCAGGAGCUCGGCGUCGUCGACACCAUCUACGAGGACGACCACGAGGAGGACGACGAGGAACAAGAGGAGGAGCGGUUCGACUCGCCCACCAUGUCGUCCUCGGCGGCCACCUCGCGCUCCUUCUCCCCGGAGGCGGAGGACGCGGCGGCGCACCCGUCCCUGCCGCCGCCGCUCAGGCGCGCCGUGCAGGCCUGGUGCCGGGAGAACGGAUCGCGCAAGCCCGACGUGAUCGUCCGCGUCCAGGAGCAUCGCCUCCCUCUCCACAGGGACGUGAUCACGUCGCGGAGCAGCUACCUGAGGCGUCUGCUGUCGGAGUCCGGCGACGUCGCGAUCGCGCUGCCGGCGGGCCUCACGUUCGACGCGUUCGCGCAGGCCAUCGCGACCUGCUACGGCUCCGGCGAAGCGACGGCGGCGCUGUCCCCGGCGAGCCUCGCGGCGGCGUGGGCGGCGGCGGGCUGGCUGGAGCUGGAGCCGGGCGCGGGGCCGAGGGGGGACCCCUACGGCUUGGCCCACGCCACGGAGGACUACUUCUUCCAGGAAGUGGCCACCGACCACGGCCGCGCCGCGGGCGUGCUGCGGUGCUGCGCGGCGUUCCUGGGCGGCGAGGCCGCCGGGCCCGCCGCGGACCUGCUCGUCCGGUGCCUCGAGGUGCUCGCGGCGUCCGACAGCGGGAGCGGGAGGUGGCUCGACGACGUGGCCGCGCUCCCCGUGGAGGAGUUCCUGGUGGCCGUGGAGGCCAUGCGCGCGCGGUUCGCGCACGACCACGACCUCAUGUACACCGUCGUCGACCACUACCUGGAGAACCACAAGGGGAAGCUUACGGAGGAGGACAAAUCCCGGUUGUGCUACAACGUCAACUGCACCAAGCUGUCGCAGCACCUCUUCAUGCACCUGGUCCAAAACCCGCGCCUCCCGCUCCGGUUCGUCGUGCAGGCCAUGCUCGUGGAGCAGCUCCACUCCCACCACACCAUGCUCCUCAGCCAUCACCACCAGCAGGCCGCUGCACCAGCACCGACGCGAUCGGCAGCGCCGCUCCUCAAGCCGUCCCUCUCGGGCGUCUUCAGGGGCGGCGUCGCGGUCACGGGGGAGGACGCCAGCAUGUCGCUCGGCGACAUCCUCCAGCGCGACGCCGCGCUGCGCCAGUCCGCGCACAUCCGCGCGUCCAUGCAGGCCACCAGCCUUCGCAUCGAGACCCUCGAGCGCGAGCUGGCGGGCCUCCGUACCCGCUUGCGCCGCUCCGAGCAGCAGCAGGCCGAGGCCGAGGCCGCGGCCGCGGCCGCGACUGGCGCCUCCUCGAUCGACCGCGCGCCCGGCAAGUCCGCCAGCUUCCGGAUACCGCGAAGCCGGCUCUGGGACGGCGAGGAGCUCGUGCCAGUUGGCCCCAGGCGCGCCGCCGCCAGGGACAGCAAUGCGAGGGGCUUCAAGUCACGGUUGGUGCACGGAUUCAAGAACCUGUUCGGCAGGAGGCAAGGGGCCGCCGGCGGCUCGCCGUCCGCCUGCGGCGAGGACGCCAGUACUCGCUGCUUCGGUGAAAAAGGCGCUGCCGCCGCUGCGCCGGAGCUGGAGAGCGACGACGACGAGGUGGUGUGCAUGGAGGAGAGGUGGCGUCCUCACCGGAGAAAUCACUCUCUUGUGUGAUCAGCGCGUCCAUCGCUGGCAAACGAUGUUGCAACAUGCAAGCAGGGAUAGAGGGAGUCGUAGAGAUCCUUGGUAUAUGGCGACAACUGACACCACUAUUUUCACACUGCCAUAUAUGCCAUCGACGAUGAUUGUUAACUAGCCUUGUGUUUUUUUAACAUGUCGCUGCUUAGAGAGAAUGAGAGGGCUAGUUGCUUGGAGUAGUUAAUUACUAUGGCUUUACUCACCAUGCAUGCAAUGUCUUUAUUGGCCAUAUAUCCAAGUAUAUGUGUUAACGCGCUUUGACCAGGUGAAGGAUCACUAUUUCUAGAUGCACAUAA
Messenger RNA from Sorghum bicolor (sorghum), 2291 nucleotides. RefSeq names its product BTB/POZ domain-containing protein At3g49900. Gene Ontology annotation, molecular function: protein binding. The transcript has 4 exons. The record is from RefSeq and is a predicted model, not a curated record. The coding region runs from base 16 to 1971 and encodes 651 amino acids. NCBI's taxonomy places the organism in Eukaryota, Viridiplantae, Streptophyta, Magnoliopsida, Poales, Poaceae.